This is a messenger RNA of Phacochoerus africanus (Common warthog), 5076 nucleotides long. RefSeq names its product golgin A1 (gene GOLGA1). Bases 636 to 2915 code for a protein of 759 amino acids. Lineage: Eukaryota; Metazoa; Chordata; Mammalia; Artiodactyla; Suidae. The transcript has 23 exons. Gene Ontology annotation, cellular component: Golgi apparatus. The record is from RefSeq and is a predicted model, not a curated record.
AGCAGGCCCCUCAUUCUCCUGCUUGCUUCCGUGCGCCCCCAAAGCGGCCCUGACUGGGUUACUCCUGACCCAAGCCGGGGGCAGUACUGGGGUGCCGAAAGGGCGAGGGUAGGGGCCGAGGCGGGCUCCCCGGCCUGGGAAUUUGGAGCCUAGGGGUCCGGAAUUCCCGCCUGCGCGACCUUGGGCAAAUCACUCUUCCUGAUUCUGAGUUUCCCUGCUGUCAAAUUGGAGAGACUUUGGGUCCCUCCCUUCUUUGACAGUCCACGUACGGGCGGGUCUGGAAGGAGCCUGAGUGAGUGAGUGGAAACUACCGUGGCAGAUGGCUGGCCUUUGGGUCUUAGACAGCUGUCUCUUACCCAACUUAGCCGUCCCUUUUCUUGGCGACUUUCUUAGUUCGAGUCAAGGCUUCGGGUCUAGCCAGGACAGAGAGCUUUGACCUCCAAGCUGUUUUAAGUCUAGUAGAUAAGCCAGACACCCUGUUGCCACAAGCCUUUGGCCCAAGUUUCAGUGGGAAUGCAGCUAGUUUGGAUAUCUGGAACUUUUUAGGCACUUUUUUGGAAUUCCUGGUUGCUGACCUAACGACUACUGUAGUGGUUCAAGACCUUGUCAUCAGUGCAGGAUAGCCACACAGCAAAAUGUUUGCAAAACUAAAGAAGAAAAUUGCAGAAGAGACUGCUGUCGCCCAGAGGCCUGGAGGUGCUGCUAGGAUCCCACGAUCAGUGAGCAAGGAAUCGGUUGCCUCUAUGGGAGCUGACUCAGGAGAUGACUUUGCUUCUGAUGGAAGCAGCUCCAGAGAAGAUCUUUCAUCCCAGCUUUUGAGGAGGAAUGAACAGAUACGGAAAUUAGAGGCCAGACUUUCUGACUAUGCUGAACAGGUCCGAAACUUGCAGAAGAUAAAAGAGAAGCUUGAAAUUGCCUUAGAAAAACACCAGGAUUCUUCCAUGCGGAAAUUUCAAGAGCAGAAUGAGACAUUCCAAGCCAACAGAGCCAAAAUGGCAGAAGGACUGGCUUUGGCAUUAGCCAGAAAGGACCAGGAAUGGUCAGAAAAAGUGGAUCAGCUUGAAAAGGAUAAAAGAUUUCUGACAGCUCAGUUACAGGAAAUAAAGAACCAGAGUUUGAAUCUUUUCCAAAGGAGAGAUGAAAUGGAUGAAUUGGAGGGGUUCCAGCAGCAAGAACUAAGUAAAGUAAAGCACAUGCUUUUAAAAAAAGAAGAAAGUUUGGGGAAAAUGGAACAAGAGUUGGAGGCACAAGUGAGAGAACUUAGUCGCACCCAGGAGGAGUUGAUGACGUCCAAUCAGCUGUCAUCAGACUUAAGCCAGAAGCUCGAAGAAUUGCAGAGACACUAUUCAACGCUGGAAGAGCAGAGAGAUCAUAUGACAGCUUCAAAAACAGGUGCAGAAAAUAAGAUCACAGCCCUGGAGCAAAAGGAACAGGAGCUCCAAGCAUUCAUUCAGCAGCUUUCCCUUGAUUUGCAAAAGGUCACUGCUGAAACUCAGGAGAAAGAACAGCUCAUCACGCAUUUGCAGGAGAAGGUUGCAUCCCUGGAGAAGAAACUGGAGCAGAACUUGUCAGGGGAAGAACAUGUGCAGGAACUUCUAAAAGAGAAAACACUCGCUGAGCAGAAUUUAGAGGAUACUAGACAGCAGCUCUUGGCAGCCAGAAGCAGCCAGGCCAAGGCCAUUGCCAACCUGGAGACUCAGGUGAAGGAACUAGAGCAGAGCCUGCAGGCAUCUGAGAAGAAGCUGAAACAGAGCAGCGACAUCGUGGCAGCUCAGGCAGCUCAGAUUCAGGAGCUUGCCGCCACAAACAAGGAGAGCAGCCGGGCCCGGCAGCAGGCGCUGGCUCUGGAGCAGCAGCGCACAGAGCGCAUCCUCGCGCUGGAGGCCCAGCUCGCCUCCCUGGAGAGAGCACGGGCGGCCGACCAGACAGCCGCUGAGCAGGAAGUGAGACAGCUGGAGCAAGAAAAUGCAGCCCUUCAAGAAAGUAAGCAUGAAUUUGAAUGUUCUUUACAACAUCACCAACUUGAACUAAAGAAGCUGAAGGAAGAAUGGAGCCAAAGAGAAAUUGUGAGUGUGGCCAUGGCGCAAGCCCUGGAGGAGGUGCGGAAACAGAGGGAAGAGUUCCAGCAACAGGCUGCUGACCUGACAGCCAUCAUAGGUGAGAAGGAGCAGAGUCUGCAGGAAAAAACAGAAGUGAUUCUCCAGAAAGAGCAGGAGAUUCUCCAACUGAAGAAAGGUCACGACGCUGCCCUGCUGCAGACGCACCAGCUGCAGAGCGAGCUGGAGGCCCUGCGGGGCCUGAGGGCCGCAGAGCCGGAGGCUGCCGCCGAGAGGGAGGACCUGCUGAGGCUGCCGGGCCAGGAGCCGGGCCAGGUGACCUUGAGGGCCGGGCAGGACUCUGAGUACCAGCUUCCGGCUGCAGAGGGAAUACCAAAUGGUGAGAUGGGGGCCAUGGAUCUAGGGCAGCUACAGAAGGAAAAACAGGACUUGGAGCAGCAACUUCUAGAGAAAAACAAGACCAUAAAGCAGAUGCAGCAGAGGAUGCUGGAACUCAAAAAGACUCUACAGAAGGAACUGAAAAUCAGACCUGAUAACGAGCUUUUUGACGUGCGGGAGAAGCCCGGGCCCGAGAUGCCAAACAUGGCCCCUUGUGUCACGAAUAACGCUGACCUGACCGAUGCCCGCGAGAUCAACUUCGAGUACCUCAAACAUGUGGUUUUAAAAUUCAUGUCCUGUCGCGAAUCUGAGGCUUUUCACCUUAUAAAAGCUGUGUCAGUGUUGCUGAACUUUUCACAAGAGGAGGAGAACAUGCUCAAAGAAACCCUGGAGUAUAAGAUGUCAUGGUUUGGGUCCAAGCCAGCUCCCAAGGGCAGCAUCCGGCCAUCCAUCUCCAGCCCCCGGAUACCGUGGUCCUAGGCGGAACUACCCAAGGAUGGAGCUCCAAGGGCUGACACUUUUUCUGUGAAAAGAACACUGACACACCAGUCUGGGUGGGUUUUUAAUCACUGUAACUGCAGUAUUUUGUACAAGCAUCUAAACAUUGUUUACAAGACUUAAGGCCCACUUCCCUGCAGACUGAUAGGAACUUCGGGAGGUAGCUGAUCCUGUUAUUCUGGUCACCACACGGGAGGGACCUGACACUACCCACAUCUCCGCAGUGCUGCUAAAACCCCAGCUCUGGCCAGCACCCAUCUGCACCUGAGUCCUCUUUCAAUGUUAGCACUUAAAGCUGAAGCCAUCAGCAUGUCAGAGGGAAGGCGGCUGCUGCAUCGGGUAGUGGCGAUGCUGGACAAAGACAGCCCUUCCAAACAAUGCCCAGCAGGCCACACCCACCUGCUUCUGCCACGAAGCGCCAACGCGGUGGGGCUGGCUUUUAAAAACUCCCCUUCCCUGUUAGGAUGUUUGGGUUCGGAUGAGUUUAAGAGGUUUUUUAAUCCUUUCUCUCUGGGAAACGUUAUUCCACCUUGUUUCUCAAACCACCUAGAACUUUAGAUGUGUCCAUCUCUAAGGUAUUCUGGGGCCAUGUGAAUUAAUGAAUAUGCACCUUUAUGACCGUAUCUCAUUUUACUGAAGAAAACUAGCAAAUAUGUAAGAAGAUCCUUAGUACCAAAUACACUCAAUUGCCUUUUUAAUGAAUGUGUCUUGGAUAGGUUGCUGGUAAACCAUUUUAAACUAUUUUUUAUAGCUCGAGCUAUUAUAAACACAUCCUCUGUAUUAUAAAAUCCAUCUGACUGGUGUUCUUAAAGGAAAAUGAGAGCAUCGAGAGGAAAUUCUUUCUGAGAUGGGGACCCCGUCCCUUUGUGACGCCACUAGCAAUCUGUGGCAUCUGUUUCCCUCUGAAGCAGUGGUGGUGUUUCGUUUGCUUAUUUGCUCUCAUUUCUGUGUUGUAACACUGAGCAGAUGCUGAUCACAAGUUUUCUACUGCUAAGGACAGUCCACUGUAUUCAGAGAAGCAGCAGCUGUCCCUACCCUCUUCCCCGGCCUUGACCAAAACAUAGGAGGCAGUCUGCCUUGUGUGUGGAGCCACCAUCCCUCCCAGUCAUCCUUCCCCCACGUAAUUUAAGAGGACACUACAGUGACGUACGGUGUCCAGACAGCCUCCAGCUGCAGUACUGGAGAGCACGCAGAUGGCUCUGAAGUGACUGAUGAAAACUCUGUUCAUUAAAGAAAAGGGAACAUGCUUGCCCUAGAUAAGCCGCAAUAUUGAAUCUAAAGGGAAAUCAUAUAUUGAUGGAAUAGUCUGAUGAAAGUUCUACUGGUUAAAUAAAAAACUGCAUUAAUAACUGGAGCUCCUAACUUUACUAUCAGUUAUCCAAUGAUGUAAAAUUAUGUUUAGGGUUAAGAUACAAAGUAUUUCCCACAGAAAAACAAGGAUUUGCAGUUAACCUGUAACAGUGCCACGGACCUAGAAGCACCACGCAAGGGCAGCAUUACCCUCGUCCCAGCUGGGGCUCUGCCAUCCAAGGGACCGCUCUCCAUUACCUACCUCCUCCUGUGGCUCCCCCUGCAGGUGUCUGAUCCUUGUCUAGGAUGCUUUUUCCAUUUAUCUGGUGGGGACACCAAACAGGAGUCCCUUCUGUUCCGUUAACUUUGAUGACUAAGGUAGCUGUUCCAGGAAAGACUCCUAAAGUUUGGGUAGUUCAGGGCUUGCCAGAGGCAACAAGAGUAUAGCCACAGGAGCCCCACUCGGCUCCUCUGUGGCCUCUGCAGCUGGUCUCACCCCACCCACGUCCACAGCAGUUUUAUGUGUAGUCAUGGGGUCCAUGCCUUGGUCUGUACUUGCACAGGGAGGGUUCAUUCUGAUUAGGCUUUCCUCCUGCAUGUUGAAUUUCUGUCAGCUUUAAGAGGAAGAGUGGAGUAAAUAUUCUAAGUGAUGUCAUGCACUUUCACUUGUAUAAAACAUUCUGUGAUAGAGACCAGUAUACAUCGCCCUUUAUAUGAGCAUUGGAUCUUGAUCUUGGCCUCCAUGUUGUAAAUAGGGAUUGUAUUAUCUAAAACUGCUGUAGAGAAUUCACUUGUGGUGCAAUACACUUUUUGAUUAAAGCUCUCCCAUCCAGAUGCAGUGGGUUUUACUUGA